UCGACGCGUUCUUGGCAACAUGAACCCAACCCCGUGUUGCCGGCUACAGUGCUGGUGACCAAGUACUAGCCUUCGGAUGAAGCCAAAACAGGUUCAAGUAAUCAUCUGCCUGAUUUGAGACGCCCUGACAAGUGAUGUUUUCGGUGUUCUUUCUUUGACAUCAUGUAGUCGACACUGGGUGGUGAUCCCCAGAGCAACAGCCCCCCGGUCGAUAAUGCCGCUGAAGAACGGACUAGCAUGGUCAAGGGAGGACAGUCAACUACAGGAGGUUAAAGAAGAGGGAACACCUGUGUGGGCUUAGCUACCUCUACGUUCACUCACACAUGAAAGAAAAGAAACCAAUCCUUUCUGCCAUGCUGCUAAAUACAAGAACAGAAGGAGGCACAUAACAACACCAAAGAGAUCUCUCAUUCAUCGAAUCACUUUCAACAUGGCUGCUACUCCAAAUCCACAAAGCUCUUUGAAGAUGGUCUUUCAGUCCGAGUACAGUCUGCUGGAAGAGUGGGCUCCUCAAACACUGGAAGACUAUUCAUGCAUCAGGAAAGACACCUCCCCCGCUCAAGAGCAUCAAAGAGACAUGCAGACUCUAUCAAAGAAGCUUCAACAGAACCUCUCUCCUAGACAGACUUGACAACAGUCAUCUUUGGUUUAUGAGGAUUGAGGAAUGGAAGGCCCAGGUGUCUUGCUCUUGAGUAAACAACACUCCCCUGAUUAAGCCCCCAGCACUCAACGACAUGAAUCCCUCUAAUGUCAACCACCCUGUCUCCCAAGCCGCUCAUGACACCCAUACAGAGAACGAAAAAGUCAAAGACCGUCCACGUGUAGUGGUGGGUGAGUCUACUACUACCAAUGACCAGAAACCAUCUCCGAAGAGCGCAGGACAUGGUGGACAGCACACACCUCUGGACCACAGACUCAUCUACACGUCUCCUCCUUUGCAACCUCUUCAACCUCGCCAACGCCCGCUGUUGACUUAUCUACACGUCUCCUCCUUUGCAACCUCUUUGACCUUGCUAAUACCUGCUGUUAAC
Messenger RNA from Aspergillus campestris IBT 28561, 1031 nucleotides. RefSeq lists its product as uncharacterized. Lineage: Eukaryota; Fungi; Ascomycota; Eurotiomycetes; Eurotiales; Aspergillaceae. The transcript has a single exon. Bases 431 to 631 code for a protein of 66 amino acids. The record is from RefSeq and is a predicted model, not a curated record.